AUGGCAACCGUGCUCUUACCAGCGGGUCCUGAUGGCUUGCGGCAGUUCACUCGAGAGUCUCUGGCGGCCAUCGAGCAAAGGAUCAGCGAAGAGCAAACAAAGAAUGCGAAGGAAUACCAGGCGGACCCUGGGGACAUGGAGGAGCCCAAACCCCGCGCCGAUCUGGAAGCCGGGAAGCAGCUGCCUCGUAUCUUUGGCGACAUCCCCACAGGAUUGGUUGGAGUCCCGCUGGAGGACAUUGACCCAUUUUACUUCAAAAAUCAGAGGACCUUUAUAGUACUAAACAAGGGAAAAGCCAUCUUCCGCUUCAGUGCCACAUCUGCGCUUUACAUAUUUAGUCCUUUUCACUGCAUUAGAAGAAUCUCCAUACGAAUUCUCGUCCAUUCAUUGUUUAGCUUGUUCAUCAUGUGCACAAUUUUGACAAAUUGCUGCUUCAUGGCAAUGUCGGAUCCUCCACUUUGGGCCAAGUACCUUGAGUGUACAUUUACUGGCAUUUACACAUUUGAAUCAUUGAUUAAGAUCUUGGCCAGAGGAUUCUGCACAGAGCCCUUCACAUUCCUCAGAGACCCAUGGAACUGGCUGGAUUUCAGUGUCAUCGUCAUGGCGUAUGUGACAGAGUUUGUGGAUCUCGGCAACGUAUCAGCAUUACGGACAUUCAGAGUUCUGCGUGCUCUAAAAACAAUAUCAGUGAUCCCAGGUCUAAAGACGAUUGUUGGUGCUCUCAUCCAGUCAGUUAAAAAGCUAGCAGACGUGAUGAUCCUUACUGUAUUCUGUCUCAGUGUCUUCGCUCUGAUUGGUCUACAGCUCUUCAUGGGCACCUUACGACAGAAGUGUGUUCGUAGCCCCGCCCAUUGUGUUAACUCCACCUACCCCGGCAAUGGAAGCUUCGUUUGUAACAACAGGACCUGGCUUUCCGUGAAGGACUUCUUAACGAAUGAAGACAAUUUCUACAAAAUCGAAGGAUCCAAGGAUGCCUUAAUAUGCGGAUACAGCAGCGAUGCUGGGAAGUGCCCUGAUGGGUUUGACUGUUUGAAAACGGGUCGGAACCCAAACUACGACUACACGAGUUUUGACACCUUUGGCUGGGCCUUCCUGGCUCUCUUCAGACUAAUGACACAAGACUACUGGGAAAACCUCUACCAUCAGACUUUGCGAUCUGCAGGCAAGACCUACAUGAUCUUCUUUGUGCUGGUGAUAUUUCUGGGUUCGUUUUACCUGGUAAACUUGAUCCUGGCAGUGGUGGCCAUGGCAUAUGAGGAGCAGAACCAGGCGACCAUCGCAGAGGCCUGGGCCAAAGAGAGAGAGUUUCAGCUGGCAAUGGAACAGCUACGCAAAGAACAGAGGGCAUUAGCAAAACAACGUAGAAAAGAAGCUGAGCUGGCCCAGGAAGCGGAAUUCCCCCCGUCUCCUUUCUCCCGGAAAGACUCAAUGAAACCAUGUCAUAGCAGAACAAGAUCGCACAGAAUGCUAUCUGAGGAGAUAGAAGAUGACUCAGAUCUCCGAUCACUCAAGUUUGAUCCGUUUGAUGAGAAAGUAAGUGAUGUGGUCUUUUUGGGUAUAAAGCCAGCUCACCCUCUCCUAGCGACUCUCUCGUCUCAUCCUCUGAGCACUCGUCGCGGAAGCCAAAUCAGCAUGUUCACUUUCCGCCCGCGGAACAACUCUGAGGCCGACUUUGCUGAUGACGAACACAGUGUCCUUGAUGAUGGGCGGAGCCGGGCGGGCUCCAUGGCAACGCCGUGGCACAAGCGUCGUACGGGCAGCAUCAGAAGUCACUCAUCACAGGUGUUGAUGCCAACCCUUGCCCUCAAUGGCAUACUAAACUUUUCUCUGGACCAGAAUGGCAUGACCAGCAUUAGGCCGCACACGGCCACCUCUUUGCCAGCGUUCAGCAUGGAAAAGGUGAAGGAGGACAUGGUCAGUAAAGCUUAUGACCAAACCACUGCAGCUCUCAAGCCAACUGCUGACGUGCAGGAUGAAGUCCCGCCACCUCGUAGAAAGAGAGGCCUGAGCUCUGUCAGCUUCUUCAGUGAUGCCAUAGACGAACUUGAAGAAGCUCAUCAGAAAUGUCCUCCAUGCUGGUAUGCAUUUGCCAAGAAGUAUCUAAUCUGGACAUGUUCUCCAGCCUGGUUAAGACUGAAGGAGAGAGUUAAAGUCAUGGUGAUGGACCCCUUCCUGGACCUGGCCAUCACUAUUUGCAUUGUCCUCAACACAUUGUUCAUGGCACUGGAGCAUUACCCCAUGACUGAGGAAUUCAACAGCAUGCUUAGUGUUGGAAACCUGGUGUUCACUGGAAUCUUCACAGCUGAGAUGGUACUGAAGGUCUUCGCUCAGGAUCCAUACUAUUAUUUUCAGCAGGGCUGGAAUAUCUUUGAUGGAGUUAUCGUGUGUUUGAGUCUGAUGGAGUUGGGCCUUUCCAAUGUGGAGGGUCUAUCUGUCCUCCGCUCGUUUAGACUGCUGCGAGUUUUUAAAUUAGCAAAAUCAUGGCCCACCCUCAACACGCUGAUAAAGAUCAUCGGCAACUCUGUGGGUGCUUUGGGUAACCUGACGCUGGUGUUGGCCAUCAUCGUCUUCAUCUUCGCUGUGGUGGGCAUGCAGCUGUUUGGGAAGAACUAUCAGGACUGUGUUUGUAAGAUCAGCUAUGACUGCACCCUGCCUCGCUGGCACAUGAAGGAUUUCUUCCACUCGUUCCUCAUUGUGUUUCGGGUAUUGUGCGGGGAGUGGAUCGAGACCAUGUGGGACUGUAUGGAGGUGGCCGGACAGCCACUUUGCAUUCUGGUCUUCAUGCUGGUCAUGGUUAUAGGAAACCUUGUGGUGCUGAAUCUGUUUCUGGCCCUGUUGCUGAGCUCCUUCUGCUCUGAUAAUCUGUCAGCGCCUGAUGAAGACGGAGAAAUGAACAACCUUCAGAUCGCCAUCGCAAGAAUCCACUUCGCUUUCAUGUGGCUGCUUAACGGCAUCAAAGACCUUUGCAGUGGGAACCUGGUACGGCGUAGACAGAAAGCCAAGGAGGCUCAGGGGACCCUGAAAGUGAACCACACAGAGUGCAACGGCGGUCUGCGAAGGUUCGCGCAGUAUGGAGAGAAGAACAUCAUAGCGGAAGAAGAGGACAGUUACAUGACCAAUCCAAACCUCACUAUCUGUGUGCCUAUCGCACCAGGAGAGUCCGACGUGGAGUUCCCCGAGGAAGAGGACGAAGACACGGAGUCAUCAGAGGAUGAAAAUCAGAAACAGGUGAGAGUGAUGAGCUGCUCUGAAGGAAGUACUGUAGAUCUGAGGAAGCCUGGAGAAGAUGAGGAGGAGUAUUCUGAGAUGGCAGAGGAUGCCAUGGACCCAGAAGAGUGUUUCCCUGAGUUUUGCAUGCAACACUGUAAGUGCUGUAACAUUAAUACAACACGAGGUGUGGGACAGAUGUGGUGGAGAUUAAGGAAGACCUGCUAUCAGAUUGUGGAACACAGCUGGUUUGAGACCUUCAUCAUCUUUAUGAUUCUCCUCAGCAGUGGAGCUCUGGCAUUUGAAGACAUCUACAUAGAACAGCGAAAGGUGGUGAAGAUGGUGUUGGAAUAUGCUGACAAGGUCUUCAGCUACAUAUUUGUUCUAGAGAUGUUUCUGAAGUGGAUCGCAUAUGGCUUUAAGAAAUACUUCACAAACUACUGGUGCUGGCUGGACUUCCUCAUCGUUGAUGUGUCUUUGAUUAGUUUGGUGGCUAACUCUCUGGGCUACUCGGACUUUGGGGCCAUUAAAUCUCUGAGGACGCUAAGAGCUCUGAGGCCCCUGAGGGCUCUGUCUAGAUUUGAAGGAAUGCGGGUGGUAGUGAAUGCUCUCAUUGGGGCCAUCCCGUCCAUUAUGAAUGUCCUGCUGGUUUGCCUGAUCUUCUGGCUCAUAUUUAGCAUAAUGGGCGUUAAUCUUUUCGCUGGUAAAUUCGGGAAAUGCGUCAACAGGACAGGGUACAUCCACAAUGCAACACUGGUCAACAACAAGACUGAAUGUCAAGCCAUGAAUGACACCCAGUUCUACUGGACCAAAGUCAAAGUAAACUUCGACAAUGUUGGACUUGGCUACCUCUCACUUCUGCAAGUGGCAACUUUCAAAGGUUGGAUGGAAAUCAUGCAUGCCGCCGUCGAUUCUCGUGGAGUUGAAGAGCAGCCCAUCAAAGAGAUAAACCUCUACAUGUACCUCUACUUUGUCAUCUUCAUCAUCUUUGGAUCAUUCUUUACCUUGAAUUUGUUCAUCGGUGUCAUCAUCGACAACUUCAAUCAACAGAAAAGAAUGAUUGGUGGCCAGGAUAUAUUCAUGACGGAAGAACAGAAAAAGUACUACAAUGCGAUGAAGAAACUUGGAUCGAAAAAGCCACAGAAGCCAAUCCCAAGACCAGUGAACAUUCUACAAGGAUUCUUUUUUGACUUGGUGUCCAAGCAAGCCUUUGACAUCACAAUCAUGAUGCUCAUCAUCCUCAACAUGAUAACCAUGAUGGUGGAGACCGACGAGCAGUCUGCUCGCAUGGAGUCCAUCCUCAACAACAUCAACCUGGCCUUCAUCGUGAUCUUCACCACUGAAUGCCUCAUCAAGAUCUUUGCCCUCCGCUGCUAUUUCUUCACAAUUAGCUGGAACAUAUUUGACUUUGUAGUCGUCAUUCUGUCCAUCAUUGGAAUUGUCCUGGCUGACAUAAUAGAAAAAUACUUUGUGUCCCCAACUCUGUUUCGAGUGAUCCGGUUGGCAAGAAUUGGACGAGUUCUCCGACUAAUACGAGCAGCCAAAGGAAUAAGGACGUUACUUUUUGCCUUAAUGAUGUCGCUGCCGGCGUUGUUCAACAUCGGCCUUCUACUCUUCCUGGUCAUGUUCAUCUAUGCCAUUUUUGGCAUGGCAAACUUCGCCUACGUGAAGAAGCAGGGCGGAAUUGACGAUAUGUUCAACUUCGAAACUUUUGGGAACAGCAUGAUCUGUCUUUUCCAGAUCACCACAUCCGCUGGUUGGGAUAACCUUCUGGAUCCCAUUCUGAACAAUUCUCCAGAAGAAUGCAACGCAAAUUACGUAAACACAGGAACCAAUACUAAGGGCAACUGUGGCAAUCCCUCAGUAGGAAUCGCCUUCUUCGUCAGCUACAUCAUCAUUUCCUUUUUGAUCGUGGUCAACAUGUACAUCGCUAUCAUUCUCGAGAACUUCAGCGUGGCCACCGAGGAGAGCACGGAACCACUCAGCGAAGACGAUUUUGAGAUGUUCUAUGAGGUUUGGGAGAAGUUCGACGUUGAGGCCACACACUUCAUCGAGUACUCCAAACUCUCCAGUUUUGCGGACAGCCUUUCGGAACCUCUGCGGAUCGCCAAACCCAACAAAAUCAAGCUUAUCCACAUGGACUUACCUAUGGUGAAUGGAGACAGGAUCCACUGCUUGGACAUCCUGUUCGCCUUCACAAAGCGUGUUCUCGGUGAGACUGGGGAAAUGGAUGCUCUCAAGCAGCAAAUGGAGGAGAAGUUCAUGAUGGCAAACCCCUCCAAGAUAUCAUAUGAGCCCAUCACCACAACACUACGGCGAAAGCAAGAGGAACUGUCAGCGACCAUGAUUCAGCGUGCCUACAGGGGGCACCUGGUUAGACGGCAAAUUAAGCUGGCUUCUUAUCUGUACAGGCAGAUACAUCAGGACACACCUGUGAAUGAGGACGACGCUCCAGAGCGGGAAGGACUUAUAGCCUCUAUGAUCAAAGAGUACUAUGGUCCCAAAAGGGGGGUACAUGUGGGCUCUCUGUACUUUGCAUCCUGUCCCCCAUCUUAUGAGACAGUCACUAGGUCUCCUGGUGACCGAUUCCAGGUGUUAAUUACUGCCUGUAGUGAGUCUGCAUCCUGUGAGCUUCAUACCUCGGAGGAGACGUAUGACGAGACUUUUCUUUAGAACCUUUUUUUAAGACAGGUCUUUUUAGUAGACAUUUUUUGCUUUUUUUAAAACACGUUUUGAUGUGUAAAUGAAUAAGUACUUAAAGGAAUGUUCCAGGUUCAAUACAAGUUAAGCUCAUUUGACAGAAUGUGUGGCAUAAUGUUCAUUACCACAAAAUAAUUUAGACUCAUCCCUCGUUUAUUUUUUUUAAAAAAGGGAAAAAAAUUGCAGUUACAGUAAGGCACUUACAGUGGAAGUGAUUGGGGCCAGUCCCAGUCAACGAUAAAACAUUGUACAUGUUAACAUGGUUUUAAUUUGAUAAAAUUGCUUUUUUAUUUUACCUUAUCGGUGUAAAGUUUUAAUUUGUUGUCAUACCGACGUAACACAGUAAACCCUGUAAUCUGGUAAACCGCCUUAAUGCCAGUAAAUCCCUAAUUUUUUUAAAUUAAAAUCAUGUUAUAAUGAUAUUAGUAUAAAAUUACAGUGUUUACAUCUUUUGACUAUACUUUUGAAACAGUGUGCAUUUUACCGUUUAUGGACUGGCCACAUUCACUUCCACUGUAAGUGCCUUACUGUAACCUCUAUUUUUAUUUAUUUUUUUAAAUAAAGGAGGGACGAGUCUAAAUUAUUUGUAGUGAUAAUCAGCAUUAUGCCACAAAUGCUGUCAAUUGAGCUAUACUUGUAUGGAACCUGGAACAUUUAUUUAAUCAGGAAGAAUUCUACUGCAAUGCAAACAAGAUUUCAUUUUUUUAAUGUCAUUUGCUUUGUCAGAAUAUGCAACAGUCUGGAGUAACUCCUGGGUAUAUAUUGAAAUACAUUACGCAUCCUUCACGGACAUGUUAUUUUGUAAUAAAUCUACUGUUGAGAUGAAAAUAUCAGGGUAAAUAAAUAGAGGCAUGUAGAGAAUUUACUUUAUCUCAAACGAUGUGUUGCACAUAUCACAGUGAUAACAGAACUGUUAUAUAUUGCACAGCUGUUAUUUUGAUUGUUUCCUGUUAAGCUUAACAGACCACAUAUUUUUCCCAGGAUUACAAUAUCUAAGCAGAGUUUUCCGUUGCUCAGGAUUAAGUGACGAAUGUUAUCACUUUUUUAUACUUGAUGAGAGUAACUGGAUGCUUGGUCUAGAGUAACUGGUAUAAGGAAAAGACCCCUAAAUGUGCUUUGAAUGAUGUAAUGAGGAAUUUUCUUUAAAAGUGAGUGAUUUUGCAUUUAUACAGAAAGUGGUGUGUGAGGACUUUUCCUCCAGUAUAAAGUGAAAUUUAAAUCAGGUAAUAUUACAUUGAGUUUUUAUGUUUUAUUCAAGGGCUUUUCAAUACAACAUUCUCAGUUCACGACACAUGGAAAUUAGAAACACUUAUUACACUCAGUUUAAUAGUUAAAGGAAUGUACCAGGUUUAUACAAGUUAAGCUCAAUCGACAGCAUUUGAUGCAUAAUUACCACAAAAAGUGAUGUGGACUUUUUGCUUUAAAAAAAAAAAAAGAAUAAAAAAUUGCUGUUACAGUAAGGCAAUGGAAGUGAAUGGGGCCAGUCCAUAAACAUUAAAAUCAACAAUAUAGCUUCAAAAUGUAAACAUUAUACACGCUAACAUGAUUUUAGUCUCAUAAAAUCGAUUACUUAUCAUAUCUGUGUGAAGUUAUAACCAAUAUUACAACUUUGUUGUCAUGGCGACAUAAUGUUGGUAAACCCUGUAAUUUGGUAACACAAUAAUGCUGGUAAAUCCCACAUUUUAUCACACUACAAUCAUGUUAACACAUCUAAUGUUGAUGUCUUCUGGCUAUACUUUUGAUACGGUGUGUAUUUUACUGUUUAUGGACUGGCCCCAUUCACUUUCAUUGUAAGCGCCUUACUGUAACCGCGAUUUUUGCUAUUUUUAAUCAACGAGGGACGAGUUGAAAACUUUUUUUGUGUUAAUCAACAUUAUGCCACUAAUGCUCUCAAUUGAGCUUAACUUGUUUUAACUUGGAACAUUCAUUUAAUCAUGUUUGGGUCAUUGAAGAUAUUUCAUAAGCAUUGUCCGAAAUACUGGUAGCCACCAAGCUAUAUGACUGAUAUUUGCUAAUAGAAUACACAUACUAAUCACUGUUUUUU
Myxocyprinus asiaticus (Chinese sucker) is the source of this 7951-nucleotide messenger RNA. Its product is annotated as sodium channel protein type 4 subunit alpha-like. NCBI's taxonomy places the organism in Eukaryota, Metazoa, Chordata, Actinopteri, Cypriniformes, Catostomidae. The record is from RefSeq and is a predicted model, not a curated record. The transcript has 26 exons. Gene Ontology annotation, cellular component: axon; plasma membrane; voltage-gated sodium channel complex. The coding region runs from base 1 to 5880 and encodes 1959 amino acids. Gene Ontology annotation, molecular function: voltage-gated sodium channel activity; protein binding. Gene Ontology annotation, biological process: neuronal action potential; membrane depolarization during action potential; sodium ion transmembrane transport.